AUGGCGCUGCCUGGCCGGUGCUUCCGCUUCCAGGCUGAGAGCUGCGGCAUGCACCCCGACCGAUCGCUCUGCCCCUUCUGCGGCGCACCCAAGCGCGGCCACGUCUGCCGCUGGGCGUGGCCCGUCCGCAGCAAACCUGUCCCCGCCGCCACGCCCGGCGUCCAGCCACGGGGUGGCAGCGCCCGCAUCCAGCUGUCGCAGCAGCUGCGCUCACCCCCCGACGCGCCCGACUCUGAUUCCUACUCGGCUGAGAGCAGAGAGGGGCCGGCUGCCGAGGGCUGGCUGAGCGAGGGCCCUCAUGUCGGCGAACGGGUGCUACGGCGGGUCAAGGGCCACGGCGUCGUCCGCGCGGCGGUGCGCCUCUACCUGCCGCCAGGCGAUGCGGAGGACGAGCCCGCGCUGUGGCGGAUCGAGCACGACGACGGCGACUCGGAGGAUUUGGAGGAGCACGAGCUGCGGGAGGCGAAGGAGCGGCUCGAGCGCAGCGCCGCAGCAGCUAGGACCCGAGGCCAAAAGCAGAGGGCUUGA
Emiliania huxleyi CCMP1516 is the source of this 528-nucleotide messenger RNA. RefSeq lists its product as hypothetical. NCBI's taxonomy places the organism in Eukaryota, Haptophyta, Isochrysidales, Noelaerhabdaceae. The record is from RefSeq and is a predicted model, not a curated record. The transcript has 2 exons. Bases 1 to 528 code for a protein of 175 amino acids.